UAUAUUACAGCGAGCUCUGCUUCACAGUUCUCCCACCCUCCCUCCCCGAAAAGUCAGACUUUUCCCAUCUCCUCUCAGAGCUCCGCCAUGGCUCCACCACCAGAGCACAUAGCCGGCGAGAACGCCGCCGAUGUGGCGAGCACUUCUCCCCGCUCGCCGGAAAUCGGCGGCUAGGGUUAGGGUUUUAGCAGCCGAGAGCAACAGGAACCGCCGCCGUUUCGCGGAAUCCGGCGCCGCCUCCGUUCUCGCCGCCGCUUUCCGCACUUUCGCUACUUCCGGCUCCGCAUCCCUAGAUUUCCUCUCAGAAAUCCUCUCGGCGCUGGUCCUCGUUUACCCCGCCGACGACGGGGAGGUUUUCUCUGAAAUCGGAUCGCCGGAAUCACUCCACGCGAUCGCAUCGAUUCUUCGAUCGGGGAAUUCGACCGCAAAGCUCGAUGCUGUUUUGGUCCUGAAACAGAUCGUUUGGUUUGAUGGCGAUCUCGCUAGGGCAGCGGCGCUGAUCGAUGGUCUAAUUGAAAUAUUGCUGAAAUUGAUACUUGAUCCGAUUUCUCCGCGAGGUAAGAAGGCCGCGCAAUUGACCGCGUUUCAUCUCGCGGCGUGUUCAGAAGAAAGUAUGGCGGCGAGGUUUGUGAGGAUGGGGGUUUUCUCUUUGGUGAUCGAAUCUCUGGUGGACUCGCAAUCGGAAAAGAGAGUGAGCGAGGCGGCGCUUUCUGCACUUGAUAGACUCUGCGGAUGUGAGUUGGGGAGGGAGAAAGCGUAUGGGAAUGCGCUUACAGUCCCUGUUCUUGUGAAGAAGAUUUUUGGGUUUUCGGACAUGGCGACUGAACUGGCUGUAUCUUCAUUGUUGAAGCUGUGUAAGAAUUGGGAAGGAAGGGAGAAGGAAGAAGGGAGAGAGGGUGGAUGUGUGGUGGAAGCCCUGCAAGUUGGGGUUUUUGUGAAGCUUUUGAUGCUGCUUCAGGUGGAGGGGAGAGAAAAGGUGAAGGAGAGGGCGACUGAGCUGCUGAGGUUUCUGAAUGAUUAUGGGAAAGAUUUGGGAUGUGUUGAUAGCAGAGAUUUCAGAGGGCUGCGGCGGCCUGUGUGAUUUCAGUUUUACUGCAAGUUUUUUUAGGUUUUUGUAGAUAGAUGAUGACGUUGCUUUUUCUUAUAUGUUGAAUAUUGGCUUCAUUAUGAACUUUUUUUUUUUUUUUUUUGAUAUGUUAUGUAUUCAUCUUAUGGAGUAUUUGAGU
Phalaenopsis equestris is the source of this 1226-nucleotide messenger RNA. RefSeq names its product U-box domain-containing protein 21-like. Lineage: Eukaryota; Viridiplantae; Streptophyta; Magnoliopsida; Asparagales; Orchidaceae. The record is from RefSeq and is a predicted model, not a curated record. Gene Ontology annotation, molecular function: ubiquitin protein ligase activity.